Meloidogyne enterolobii is the source of this 1115-nucleotide messenger RNA. NCBI's taxonomy places the organism in Eukaryota, Metazoa, Nematoda, Chromadorea, Rhabditida, Meloidogynidae. The record is from the annotation of a GenBank genome assembly.
UUUUGAGGAUUUCAAGGAUCAAAUCGACAAGUACCGCUAAUGAUAGCACUGCAAGAACGGCUCGUUCAAUUUCUGGUCGGGGUGCUGCUGCUCGUAAAAGUAUAGGUCCAACUGUGAGUACCAACAGUGCUAUCAGCGCAAGGCAGCCGACUUUCAUCUUUGAGAAGUUUUUGGAGAAGCAUUUGUGUUAUACAAAGAAACGGAUUGUUUAUCAUCCUAGCGAGAUAACAACACUUUGUUUGGCAGCUGAGAAUACAUUCAAAAAACAUUACAAAGACGAGUUUUGUGUUGUAAAAAUCAAACGUUUACCACUAUACAUAAUUGGUGACAUCCACGGUAAUUGGCGUCAACUUUUGCGAAUAUUCAAUGUGUUGGGGUUGCCUGGCGAUAAGGCUUAUCUGUUUCUUGGGGAUUGUUUAUCAUCCUAGCGAGAUAACAACACUUUGUUUGGCUGCUGAGAAUACAUCCAAAAAACAUUACAAAGACGAGUUUUGUGUUGUAAAAAUCAAACGUUUACCGCUAUACAUAAUUGGCGACAUCCACGGUAAUUGGCGUCAACUUUUGCGAAUAUUCAAUGUGUUGGGGUUGCCUGGCGAUAAGGCUUAUCUGUUUCUUGAAGGUUAGCAUUUUUUAUUGAAUCUAGUGAUCUUCUGAUUGUUUUUUUACACUAUGUAGAUCGCGGUCUACGCUCUCUGGAGUUGAUUGUUUGUUGAUUUGUUUGAAGAUUAAGUACCCAAAUAGUCAAGAUCUGUAACUUAAGUUUAAGCAAAUAUAAAAAUAUUUUUUGGAAAAAGGAGGAAAAAAGAUUAAGAUAGGGGGAAAGUACCAACUUUUAUUUUUUAGAUAUUAAUUGUUGGCCUUUACAACGGUGACUUUUAUUGCUUUCAACAUUUGAGGGAAAUGUGGGCAAAGUUUUAUGGAAUGGCGGCGGUCCAACAGCAGGCUUGCACUCAAGGGCUAUUACGCAAUUUCAUUGGCUAGAUGAACAUAAAGGAAUACUUAAUAGUGUUGGAUUGGAUGGAAAAGUAAUUAAAAGCAGGUUUAAUUUUAAAAAAAUAUUUAUAUCUUUAAGACCCCUCUGUUGUAUUUUUAUAUUUUUUCUCCCCACUUAUCUC